Molecule: messenger RNA, 3491 nt
Organism: Mytilus californianus (California mussel)
Lineage: Eukaryota; Metazoa; Mollusca; Bivalvia; Mytilida; Mytilidae
Exons: 11
Coding region: 467-3301 (944 amino acids)
Molecular function (GO): GTPase activity; GTP binding
Source: RefSeq, a predicted model, not a curated record
UUCUGAUAUAGUACUAGUAACCCGAAUUUAGCUUGAUCGGCAUUAACGCUCUUUAAAAAUGAUUAAUUCACAUUAGAUAACGAUUGACAAAAAUUGUUUUUAAUGCAUUUCAAUCCCUAUCAAAUUAUUUUAAUGCCAGUCAAAUAGAUUCCUUUGCGGUCAUUCAUAUUAGUUUCAGAUGUGGUUAAGCUGUGUCAAACUAUUUAGUCACGCCCCCAUUAAACGAAAUCAAACUGAUGUUAAGUCCUUUUAAUCUUUAAAGUGUCCGCCUUUUUGUAAGGUAAGUCACUCAAGCAGAACAGCAUCCACUGGAUACACAGCUUUACAUUAUGCUGCUGGGAGGGGAUAUCUACAGACCACAAGAUGUCUAGUAGAAGGAGGUGCCAGUCCCUUGGUUACAACACAUGAGGGUCUGACGCCAUACGAUCUAGCAGCAGAAUAUAAAUUUCUCCAGUAUAAAGAAGUGAUGGAAUACUUACAGUCUGUCAUGUCAGAGGAAUCUUCAGGUGUGACUGCUGGUCAAGGGAUGGAAGGUGAUAUGGUUCCAACUGAAAUAAAAUUAAUGGCUGACAAAAGAUCUAUUGAUUUGUACCUCAAAUUACUUGAGUCAGGCUCUGAAAAAAAGAGAGACAUACGUUUAGUAGUAGUUGGAAAAAAAGGUGCAGGAAAGACAUCAUUGAUUAAAAGAUUGUUCUCUGAAGAGAAUACAGAUGUAACUAGUACAAAUGGAAUAGAAAUCCACACAAUAAAAUGCAAAGCAAAGGCUGAUGAUGGCAUAUGGAAUAAAUUAGAUGGAACCAAUAAAGAAACUGAAAUUCAUGCAAGACUCUUGAAACAAUACAAAGGAACAAUUGAAGCAUCAGUACAAGAAGUAACACAUGAAGUUGUUAGGGAAAACACCCUCAUAACCAUUCUGUACAAGCGUAUUGAGGAAUUGAAAGAAUCAGAGACAGUAAGCCAGCAGCCUAAAAAAAGAAAACUUCAAGUAACCACUGAAUCUCAAGUUGAACCUCCAGUAACCUCGCAGCAACGAAACCAAUCAUUAAAACAGGCAAAAAUGGAUAUUGAAACCAUGCUUAAAUCUAAUGUUGAUUUACAUGACAAAGAGGAGUAUGCCACAUUAUUGCUAUGGGAUUUUGCAGGAGAUGAAGAAUUUUACCACACACAUCAAACCUUUUUGUCCUCAGGUGCAAUUUAUCUUGUUGUAACAAAACUCAAUGAAGCUGACAACAAAAAUGCACAAGAUUUAUUCCAGUUAUGGAUGGACUCAAUCCAUUGCUACAGUAGACUGGAAGAGGACAAAAGUAAUUCUGCUGACAGCAAGACAUCAGAUGAUCUUGAUCCACCAGUAGUUAUUGUUGGUACUUGGAAAGAUGCUGUGACCUCUGAUGUAGAAGAGAUUGACGAUGCAUGCCGAGAAAACAUUUUUAAGUUUACGAAGAAUAUGUCAGAAGAUGAACUAAAACAUAUAAGGCAAGAAUACUUCAUUUCCAAUACAGAAGAUGACCCCAGUGUAUUCCAGCAAAUCCGAGAAGACAUCCUCAACUUAGCCAGAAAAAUAAAAACAUGGAACAAAGUUUACCCCUUAAAAUUUAUUCAGCUGGAAAAACGACUUCAAGAGAAAAAGAAGGAGUUACCAAUUAUUUCCUUUCAUGAAAUUAAGCACAUCUCUACUAAUACACCUAAUCCACUAAAUGAUGAGGAACUCAGAUUGUUCCUGGAAUUUCACCAUGAGAUCAGAGCUUUAGUUUAUUUCAAAGAUCUGUCUUCUUAUAUUAUUUUAGACACACAGUGGUUGUCUGAUGCUUUUAAAUGUAUAGUCACAGCUAAGAAAUUUAGAGCUUUUAGUACUAGAAAUAGAACAAAAUGGGAUGAAUUGUAUAGCAGAGGCAAAUUACAUAGUGAGGUUUUAGACGACAUAUUUAGAAAAAGUGAAAACAUUUUUGCCAAACACAAGGAUCACAUCCUUAACGUAAUGGAGAAAUUUGAUAUCAUUAUACGUCCUAACAUAUCAGAAACUCUAAGAGACGCUGGUGAUGACAAACCUCUCUAUUAUGUACCUUGUAUGAUUAAAUCAGAACCCGAGUGUGAUAUAUACGAAAUGUUUAAUGUUACAGAAAACACUUGUAAUAAGUCCACCUGGUUAUGUUAUAUGUUUAGGUUUCUUCCACCUCAUUUAAUGAAUCAUUUAAUUGCGUCACUGUGCAGGAAAUAUAAAGUUGCAGAAGUUGUAACGAAGGAACAGAAAAGACAAAUUGCUCUCUUCAGAGGUUCAGCUGUCUUUGAGUUACAGAAAACGACAAAAUUAGCAAAAUUGCAUAUAAUGAAAUGUCCGAAUUGGAUUCAAAUUCAGGUUUGGCAAUUUGAGAAAGGACGUCAAGGAGGUAUGUACAAAUACAUUGACGACUUUGUGACGGAGGAAAUUGUCAAAAUAAUAAGCACAAGAUUUAAGAUGUCGAAUGUGAACUUUUGGAAAAAAUGGGAAUGUGGCCUAACAAAACCAGAGUCUGUUACAGGAUCAAAUGACUUUCGUGAAGAUCAGAAUACAAAAUAUUAUUGUGUGACAUGUAAAAUUGCACAUGAGUUCACUGGUGAAUGGUCAGAUCUACAACAUAGAACAUUUGAUAUGUCACAGAGUUCUGAAAACGUUCCAAUAUAUAAUUCUCACACAGAAAGAUCCAGUCAAAUCCAAACUACCAGUCAAUCCACCAAGGUACGUGUCUGGUUCCAAGCUGGUGAGAGAGUAUUUUCAAAUGCCAAUGAAGGGGCAACAGGAACAGCCAGUUCGGCAGGGUUCACAAAAGAGGAAAUCAAUUUUGCAAAGAUGGGAAUGAUUGCGCUGAAUAUUCUUGCUGAUGUUUUAUAUGACCUUUUAAAACCAGAUAAACCAAAUCUACGUCCAAGGAACGAUUCUGAUAUAACAUACUUAUAUAGUGAGCACAGGAAACUUAAUAAACAUAUUCCAACUAAUGGAUGGGGAGGGAUAUGUCAAGUUGAUCAGGUUACAGGCAUAGUUCCUGGAGAUGAUAUUGAGCGCAUAAGACUUACAAGGAAUGAACUACAACACUCUAGGACAUUUAAACUUGAAGAAACACGUUUUAAUGAGUUGCGUAUUAUAAUAUGUGACCUUUUAAAACGGUUUGACCACUAUAGCAAACCAACAAAACUGUAUACAGACGUGCUAAAAGAUAUUCUUGCUAAAACUAUUUCAGAUGAGGAUGUGAAAUCAGUGAAAAAUGAUUUACCGGAAAUGACUUUUGAGUUCGAAGUAGAACAACACUUCAAUGUUCCAAUGCAAUAGAGGAAUAAAGGUGUUUUCAUCAUUUGUAUGGCAAACAGUUAUUUUUGCGAUGAGAAAUACACAUAUUACCUUAGAAAGUUAGCAGAAGACCAAUCCCUUGUGGAUAGAAGGCGAUCAUCUUUAUAUCUAAUCAAUAUAUCAUGUUAAUAGCAAUGUAAUGCUACCGAUAAACAUCAGACAAUCAUGUAGA